AUGAAUGGCGAGAUGAUUGAGAAUACCAUCAGGAGCGGGAAGAUCGAUGCGGGAGAGAGUAACAGAAGAUCAGCCUCGAAGAGGAAGGAGAACAAGGUGAACAAUGCGAGCAUGUACAGCAAGGGUUACUCGAGGUCAGUGACAGUGAGUCAGCCAAGAAAGGUGGUUGCCAAUCAGCAAAGCUCGUCAAGACAGGAGGCUGGUACAAGGCUCAUUGGUAUGGGUGUUGUUAAAUUUGAUGAAGUAGCUAAAACGGAAAAUCCAUUACCAAACCAUACUGACAGUAGAAUAAAUAUGAUGGAUGAAAACAGAAGGAUUAAGACAGAUAUUGCGGAUGUGAAGACUCCUUUGAGAUGGGAGUGUACGGAGUUCAGAGCCAUGGUACAGGGUAUGAUGGAUAAUAAGGAGAUGGAAUUCUGUGAAGGAGUUCAGAGGGAGAGUCAUAUAUGCGCGUCAGAGUCGGCAUUGGGAGUCCCGAAGGCUAACCAUCCUGUGGUCAUCAUUUCGCGGCCUCAGAACAGUGAGGUUGGGGCACGAGUAACACCAAAGGUAAUCAUUCAAAGACCGACUGUGUUUGCAUAUAAGGAUAACAUGAGGGUUCCUUGGAAUUACAAUUGUAAUGUGACAAUCCCGGGGAAGGAGGAUACAAUCAGUAAAGAGGAUCAGGAUGAAGGAAGGCAUUACGAACAGAUGAAAGCUCGAGUAGAGCCAAUAAGAGAAGAAGCUUCGGCUGGAAAGAAGAGGAAUGCGGUUGAACCCGAACUAUUGGUCAAUGAACCAAUAAAAGAGGGGGAAGCUAGAGAGUUCUUGAAGUUCCUAAAGCAUAGCGAGUACAGGGUUCUGGAACAACUGCACAAACAACCAGCUCGCAUAUCUGUGCUAGCUUUACUCCUGAACUCGGAGGGACAUCGAAAUGCACUACUGAAGGUGCUAAAUGAAACUUAUGUGGCCGACGAUAUCUCUGUUAACAAGUUGGAUCGACUGGUCGGUAAUAUAAGCACUGAUAACUUCAUCUUCUUCAGUGAUGUUGAAAUACCACCUGGGGGUAUGAGAUCUACUAGAGCUUUACACAUCACUACAAGGUGCAAAGGGUACACAUUAGUAGGAGUGCUGGUAGACAACGGAUCGGCAUUAAAUGUAUUGCCCCUAUCCACGCUCAACAGGUUACCAGUGGAUAGGUCGCAUAUGAAGUCGUGCCAGAAUGUGGUUCGAGCAUUUGAUGGUACCAAGAGGAGGGUCAUGGGAAGAAUCGACAUUCCCUUGUUAAUUGGCCCAACUGUUUAUGAGGUGGACUUCUUGGUUAUGGACAUCAAGCCUUCUUUCAAUUGUCUAUUAGGAAGGCCAUGGAUUCAUUCAGCAGGAGCGAUACCGUCAUCAUUACAUCAAAAGCUGGAGUUGGUGUCAGAGGGUCGGCUAGUGACGAUAAAUGCUAAAGAAGAUAUCAUUGCAUCUGUGACCAAUGAUGCGCCUUAUUUGGAAGCAAGUGAUGAUGCAAUUCAGUGCUCUUUCCGAUCCUUGGAGUUCGUAAAUGCAACAUUAAUCCUUGAGGGAAACAAGAUCCCAACACCGAGAAUAUUAAAGACCACAAAGAUGGGUCUUCAGUUAACAGUUGGAAAAGGAGCCUUGCUAGAGAAAGGAUUGGGGAAAUAUCUUCAGGGCCGAGUUGAGGCUCCAGUGUUGAAAGACAAGCAGGACCGUUUUGGCUUAGGAUACAAGCCAGAUACUAGGCAGAGAAGGAUAGAGUAA
This is a messenger RNA of Gossypium raimondii (Peruvian cotton), 1746 nucleotides long. RefSeq lists its product as uncharacterized. Bases 1 to 1746 code for a protein of 581 amino acids. The record is from RefSeq and is a predicted model, not a curated record. Lineage: Eukaryota; Viridiplantae; Streptophyta; Magnoliopsida; Malvales; Malvaceae. The transcript has 3 exons.